AUGUGUAAAAGAAGUGUUGCAAGGUUUAAUGGCAGCGACAAGCGGCCAAAAAAGGAAACUCUGACAUACACACAAGGUCCAUUGGAUGAGAAAUUUGGACAACAUGCCGCUUUCCCCUUGGAUGCGGCAGUACAAGGAACGUGCAAGCAAGAUUCGUCUGUAUUCGACUAUUUGGCGAGUGUUCGAAAAGAGGCCGAGGCAGAUGCUGCAGUACAUUUUGUUUCAAGAGAUCCAGAAGAGCUGACUCAGCCAGAAGCUUCAAAAUCGACAAAGCUUUCGCCAGAAUACGUUAAAAUGGUCAUGACUCGUUUAGAAGAAGCCAAGCUUGCCAAUAAGAAUGAGAUCCAAGUCGGAGAGAUCGAGUUGGACUGCAGUGAGAUUGAAGGAGAUAUCGAAGACGAUGCAGAUCUUGAUGUCCAUGAUUUGAAUGUGAAUGUCGAUGUGGAGGUCGAGGAGCCGGACGACCUGGAGCCACAGAUGGAGGUACCUCAGUCUGCAGCAGCAUGGAGGAGCCUAGUAUUUUCACAGAGCCCCCCACCUACUAGCUUCUUCAACACUAGAUUAGAGCACACCACCAUCAUCAAACUCAUUGUCUAUUACACGAAAUGGCUUCUGGUAUCGAUGCCAGCCACAUUGAUGGAGUGGAUCUUCGUCACAUUUGUGAGGCUCGACAAUGGACUCGACCACACGGAGAUGUCACUAGUGAGAGAUUUGGGCCGCAAGGCCAGAAAGCUCCGAACCAAGUUUCUAGAAGGGAAGAGUGAGGGUCUCAGCAUACCAGCCGUAGCAGAGGAGACUGUUGAUAUGAUUUUGGCGGUGGUGGGUGUAUACUAUGGGCAAAGAGACUUGUUGAUUGAUGCAGAGUAA
This is a messenger RNA of Sungouiella intermedia, 867 nucleotides long. Lineage: Eukaryota; Fungi; Ascomycota; Pichiomycetes; Serinales; Metschnikowiaceae. The record is from the annotation of a GenBank genome assembly.